This is a messenger RNA of Acanthisitta chloris (rifleman), 1674 nucleotides long. Its product is annotated as anthrax toxin receptor 1-like. NCBI's taxonomy places the organism in Eukaryota, Metazoa, Chordata, Aves, Passeriformes, Acanthisittidae. Gene Ontology annotation, cellular component: membrane. The transcript is spliced from 18 exons. The record is from RefSeq and is a predicted model, not a curated record. Gene Ontology annotation, molecular function: signaling receptor activity. Bases 1 to 1674 code for a protein of 557 amino acids.
AUGGCGAGUUGCUGGAGCAGCGUGGAGAAAGCAGCAUUUUUGUGCUUCUUCUUGCUGGCGAUGGGGAGCCUAAUCUCCUGCGCCCGGCCGGAGGAGGAGGAAGAGCAAGAAGAGCAGCGCUCCUGUCACGGUGCCUUUGAUCUCUACUUCGUCCUGGAUAAAUCUGGAAGUGUCAGAAAUCAUUGGACUGAGAUUUACUCCUUUGUGGAAAGCCUAGCUGAGAAGUUCAUAAGUCCGAUGUUGCGGAUGUCUUUCAUUGUUUUUUCUUCACGAGGCACUACAAUCAUGAAACUAACAGAAAACAGGGAAGCCAUAAGACGAGGGCUCGACAUACUUCAGGAUGAAGUGCCUGGAGGAGACACUUUCAUGCAUGAAGGAUUUAAAAGGGCAAAUGAGCAAAUUUACCAUGAAACCUAUGGAGGAGUUCGGACUGCUAGUGUGAUUAUUGCUCUGACGGAUGGAGAGCUGCAAGACGUUCAGUUUUAUUAUGCAGAACAAGAAGCCAACAGAGCCAGAAGCUUUGGAGCUAUUGUUUAUUGUGUUGGAGUGAAAGAUUUCAAUGAAACCCAGCUGUCAACGAUUGCUGACAGCAUCGAUCAUGUUUUUCCAGUUAAGGGAGGCUUUUAUGCCCUGAGAGGAACCAUUGAUUCAAUUCUCAAGAAAUCUUGCAUUGAGAUCCUAGCGGCUGAACCAUCCAGUGUUUGUGCAGGAGAAUCUUUUCAAGUUGUGGUAAGAGGCAACGGCUUUUAUCAUGCAAGAAAUAUCGACCAGGUACUCUGCAGCUUCAAGCUCAAUGACAGCCUUACUAUCAAUGAAAAGCCGACUUAUGUUCAUGAUACUUACUUACUUUGUCCUGCACCAGUGAUAGAAGAUGCUGGACAGGUGGUUUUCCUACAAGUCAGCAUGAACAACGGGCUAACAUUCAUCUCCAGCUCUGUCAGCAUCACCAGCACACAUUGUCUGACUGGGACCAUCCUUUUCAUUGCUCUCCUGAUUCUCUUUCUGCUACUGGCUCUGGCUCUUCUGUGGUGGUUUUGGCCCCUUUGCUGCACAGUGGUGAUCAAGGAGCCACCACCACCACCACCUCCAGUGCCUGACUCAGAUGAUGAAGAUGGGUUGCCAAAGAAAAAGUGGCCAACUGUGGAUGCAUCUUAUUAUGGAGGUCGAGGUGUUGGUGGGAUUAAGAGGAUGGAGGUGCGAUGGGGAGACAAAGGGUCAACAGAGGAAGGAGCAAAAUUGGAGAAACCCAAAAAUGCUAUUAUUAAAUUGCCAGAACAGGAGUAUGAGCCAUGGGAACCCAAGCCAAAAAAGCCUCAUGUAAGAAAACCACCUUCCCAGCGGAAAUGGUACACUCCAAUCAAGGGCAAACUUGACGCACUGUGGGCUUUGGUCCGACGAGGCUACGAUCAAGUCUCUCUUAUGAGACCACAGCCAGGGGAUAAGGGAAGAUGCAUAAACUUCACUCGGGUGAAAUCGGAUGGAACGUCUGCCCCUUACAGCCCACCACCAAAGCUGCCACGGCUCGACAAUGUUCCCCUCAACAACGCUCCACGGAAUCCUUCUUCUCCUGUGUCUCUGCAACCCCCUUCCAGGCAGCCACCUCCUGGACCACCCCCAUCCCGAGCCCCUCCUGGACCUCCUCCUUCGCGCCCUCCCCCGCAGCCAAUGGCUUAG